Odontomachus brunneus is the source of this 1146-nucleotide messenger RNA. Its product is annotated as odorant receptor 22c-like. The record is from RefSeq and is a predicted model, not a curated record. Gene Ontology annotation, molecular function: odorant binding; olfactory receptor activity. The transcript has 5 exons. Bases 1 to 1146 code for a protein of 381 amino acids. Gene Ontology annotation, biological process: detection of chemical stimulus involved in sensory perception of smell; sensory perception of smell. NCBI's taxonomy places the organism in Eukaryota, Metazoa, Arthropoda, Insecta, Hymenoptera, Formicidae. Gene Ontology annotation, cellular component: plasma membrane.
AUGACUAUAACGCGAAUGACAACCGUGAGCACUUCGGUGGAGAUGGGUCUUCGAUUUAUCGGCAUAUGGCCGGGCUCGGCUUACGGCAAUUUCCAGUGGUUCGUCUACAUGACGUCGGUGGUGAUAGUAAUGUACUUUCAGUACGCGUUCAUCGUCAAGAAUUUCGACAGAAACCAUCUCUCGGUGCUUAUAGACGCGCUGAGUAUGACUAUGGCCUAUAGUCUGGCGUUUUUGAAGUUGGUCAGCCUCUGGCUGAAUCGCCGAUUAUUUUACGAGAUCCUGGCGACGAUGGACGAGGAUUGGAAGGAGUAUAUCACGGCUGAUUCGCGCAUGUACCCGAUGAUAAUCUAUGCCAACCUGUCGCGCCGAUGCUCUAACAUUUUAAUGUCCAUCAACGCCUCAGCCGCUGUCUUCUACGUCCUUGGAGGCGUUGUUCGGGGUUCCGCGAAGGACGAGGACGAUCCUCGCGAGACCAAAUUCGAUCUUCCCGUCAAAAUGGAAUUCCCAUUCGAGGUUAAUGAGUCCCCAAUCUUCGAGAUCACUGCGGUAGCCCAAUUCCUCCACGAAUUAUCGCUCUCCUCUCUGGUCGCGAUGAUCAAUUCGUUGGUCGUUACAUUGAUUCUUCACGUUAGUGGCCAAAUUGAUAUAAUGCGACAAGGUCUGAUGAAAAUAUCCUCGGAAAGUUAUCAGAACACUUCGUUUCCGCCGGAAAUUAAGGUGCUCAUUUUAAAGCAUCAACGAAUCAUUACGCUUUCUGACAAUAUUGAUGGUCUCUUCUCUUGGAUCGCGCUGAUGCAGUUUUUAUCGAAUACCCUGGUGAUCUGUUGUCUGGGAUUCAUGAUUAUCAUUACUAUCGGUAACAAGCAAGGAGCCGUAGUAUUAACGAAAUCCAUCUUAUUUUACGUCGCGAUCACGCUGGAAGCGUUCGUCUUCUGCUUCGCCGGAGAGUAUCUUAGCGCGAAGAGCAAAUCAAUCGGGGACGCCGUCUACGAGUCCGUCUGGUACGAUAUGACGCCCAACCAAUGUCGAACUCUCUUACUCGUGAUUGUGAGGUCGCAAAAGAGAUUGACGAUCACGGCCGGGAAAGUGAUGGAUCUUUCUCUGGAGGGAUUCACCAGCGUAAGGCCCAUUCUUAUACGCGUAUGA